Messenger RNA from Syngnathus typhle (broad-nosed pipefish), 2157 nucleotides. Its product is annotated as transforming protein RhoA-like. Gene Ontology annotation, molecular function: GTP binding; GTPase activity. The coding region runs from base 59 to 712 and encodes 217 amino acids. The record is from RefSeq and is a predicted model, not a curated record. Gene Ontology annotation, biological process: stress fiber assembly; cell migration; small GTPase-mediated signal transduction. Gene Ontology annotation, cellular component: dendritic spine; cleavage furrow. The transcript is spliced from 5 exons. NCBI's taxonomy places the organism in Eukaryota, Metazoa, Chordata, Actinopteri, Syngnathiformes, Syngnathidae.
AAACUUAUUAUUUUAUAAUACUGACCAAACGAGUUUUGCUUGGUGACGUCAUACGCGCAUGCGCUUGAAUGAUGGGCGGAGUCAAGCAAUCGGUCAGGAAGAGGAGGAAAGGCAGACGCAGAAACAUCAAGUGAUGGCUGCUAUUAGAAAAAAGUUGGUCAUAGUUGGAGAUGGAGCAUGUGGAAAGACCUGUCUGCUGAUCGUCUUCAGUAAGGACCAGUUCCCGGAGGUCUACGUCCCCACAGUGUUUGAGAACUAUGUGGCCGACAUUGAAGUAGAUGGAAAACAGGUCGAACUAGCACUUUGGGACACAGCCGGUCAAGAAGACUAUGACCGACUGAGGCCUCUGUCCUACCCUGACACUGAUGUUAUUCUUAUGUGUUUCUCUGUAGACAGUCCCGACAGUUUAGAGAACAUUCCAGAAAAGUGGACGCCAGAAGUGAAACAUUUCUGCCCAAAUGUUCCCAUCAUCCUUGUGGGUAAUAAAAAAGAUCUGCGCAAUGACGACCACACCAGACGAGAGCUGGCAAAAAUGAAACAGGAGCCAGUUAGAUAUGAAGAUGGCAAAGAAAUGGCAAACCGCAUUUGUGCCUACGGCUACCAGGAGUGCUCUGCCAAAACCAAAGAUGGCGUGCGGGAAGUCUUUGAGAUGGCAACUCGAGCCGCGUUGCAGGCCAAGAAGAAGAAGAAGUCGGGCUGCAUUCUGCUAUAGACCGCGCCGCAACUGAAAGUUACCCUUUUAAUACAGAUGCGGAGCUUGCGUUGAGAAUUUGAUCUUGGGGAGGGCCCAAAACAAACUUGUACGGAUGCUCAAUUUCCGAUCACCCAUCGCUCAUCAGCAAGCUCAGGCAGAUUUGCCGAAAAUUGAUAGACAUUGAAACCUUAGUCCCCGGUCUGUGUGUGUGUGUGUGUGUGUGUGUGUGUGUGUGUGUGUGUGUGUGUGUGUGUGUGUAUAUAUAUAUAUACAUAUAUACAUAUAUACAUAUAUAUAUAUAUAUAUAUAUAUAUAUAUAUACACACACACUAAUUAUCUUGGGUCUAAUGAGAACUUUUAAGGAGUCAAAUGGACGUAUGGGGACGGAGGGGUUAAGUACAUUAAUCGGGGGUUCAAAUGUGCCAUGACAUAAUUGAAGAGGUCUACCAGCCCAAAGUUAACAGACAUCUGACAGGUAAAUAAGUGAUGUUUUAAGUAAAAACAAUGUCAACUUGUUUUUAAUGAUAGUGUCACCUACACAUCGUGCCUUGAGAGCAGGAGUAAGAGGAGAGGAAAACGUAGAGAACUUGGAUUUGUAGUGUCGUGUUUUACCCGUUAUUGUUAGCCUUUGUUCUCACUCGGGCGCUAUUCAGGGGGAGGCUUAAACCGAAUUGGAUGACAGCGAAAGAAAAAAACUGCAACUAAACAGUAGUGUGUAUUGAGUUUAUGGCUAUAUGGUGCAUCAUUUUCUCCAGUGCAGGUCUGCAUGCAGUGAAUGUGUGCAUUGUUCUGUUGUCUAGUGCGUGGAAAUGCAUUUUGUGACACUGACCCUAAAGCCCUUCUUUCCAUGCCAAAGUUACUCCUGAAAGCCAUAUUUUGUGGUGCCGGAUGGUCUAGCAAUUAACAGCCUCUUAAGAGUGAUAUUCAAACCCCCCACUUGAUGAAAGACAGUAUACAGUACAUAAACUAGAGGUGCAAUCAGGUUAAUUAUCUUGUGACUUUUAGGACCUUUGUGUGUGCGCCAGACUUACGAUUUGAUUGUUUUAGUCAGUGGUUAAAAUCACGAGUGGGUGCGGUUAAUAAAUGGAAUAUUAUUUUAUAAAGAUCAUUUUCAUACAAUAAAUUUUAAGCUGUACUGUAUUGUCAAUGUCCUUCCAAGGCCUUGUAAGGACAUUUUAAUGAUGCGUCUACUUUUGACUAUCGGAAUCCUUUGUCACUAUUCUUUUUUAACUUUUCAAUGUUAACUGUAAUUUUCUUUGUUUUAUCUCAAUUAAUCCAGCUAUUAUUUGUUUAGAUCAUCCUCGGUUAUAAGCAUAGUGUCAAGUAAUUCAUUGAAUGGGUCAAGCUCGGGGUGCAAGGUUUUUUUGGAGGGUGGGAUAUCAGAUAUAUUAUUUGUUAUUGGACUGAUUGCUUUCAAUAUUUUGUUUCCUCAAAUAAAGCUGGUAUUGGGGUUUCCUCUAUAA